Otolemur garnettii (small-eared galago) is the source of this 1072-nucleotide messenger RNA. It is a transcript of the gene PHYH, whose product is annotated as phytanoyl-CoA 2-hydroxylase. Bases 47 to 802 code for a protein of 251 amino acids. Gene Ontology annotation, molecular function: phytanoyl-CoA dioxygenase activity. The record is from RefSeq and is a predicted model, not a curated record. The transcript is spliced from 7 exons. Gene Ontology annotation, biological process: fatty acid alpha-oxidation. Lineage: Eukaryota; Metazoa; Chordata; Mammalia; Primates; Galagidae.
GUUAAACCGGAACGGAGGCCCGGCCCUCCAGUUCUGCGCCGCCGCCAUGGACCAGUCCCGCGCUGCCGUCCGCCUGCGCACAGUGCUGGGACACCUUGGUGGCCUCCCGGCCGAGGCCGUCGUAGCUCACCCCACUUCAGGGACUAUUUCUUCUGCGGGUUUCCAUCCUCAGACCUUCCAAUAUACUCUGGAUAAUAAUGUCCUAAGCCUGGAACAGAGAAAAUUUUAUGAAGAAAAUGGCUUCCUUGUCAUUAAAAAUCUGGUACCGGAUGCUGAUAUUCAGCGCUUUAGGAAUGAGUUUGAAAAAAUCUGCAGAAAAGAGGUGAAACCAUUAGGAUUACAAGUGAUGAGAGAUGUGAGCAUCGCGAAAUCAGAAUUUCAGUCAAGCGAGAACACGGUCUCAAAGAUCCAGGAUUUCCAAGAAGAUGAGGAGCUCUUCAGAUACUGCACCCUCCCCCAGGGGGGAGUUAACAUAAUGUUCCAUGGGAUCCAGGACUUGGAGGACAGUGGUGCCCGCGUGCACCUCGUGAUGGAGAAGGGAGACACUGUUUUCUUUCAUCCUUUGCUGAUUCAUGGAUCUGGUCAGAAUAAAACUCAAGGAUUCCGGAAGGCGAUUUCCUGCCAUUUUGCCAGCUCGGACUGCCACUACAUUGAUGUGAAGGGCACUAGUCAAGAAAAUAUCGAGAAGGAAGUCACUGCUAUUAUAGGAAAGCGAAUCUUUGGGGAUGAAAAUAGCAUCACCUUGAAGGAUGUUUGGAAGUUUCGGGCUCGACUCGUGCAAGGAGAAAGAACCAACCUUUGAAAGGGUCCUUUGCUGUGAUUCUUGUAAAGAAAACCAAAAUGAAACAGGCUGUCAAAGAAACAUGUCUCCUGGGUGGGACGACGUCAUCUUUUCUAUCCGUUUGUUAACAAAAUCUCAAACAACACCUGUCGGCUACUUAAUUGCACCAAGUAGUUAAUUUUGCAGCGGAAUGGUCUUGCUUUCAUGGAAAUAAAACAGCAAAAAGGAAACAUUACUGUUUUAAAGAAAACUAAUUUAGGGUUGCAACUAAUAAAGAUGAUUGGCAUGUGA